Periophthalmus magnuspinnatus is the source of this 3440-nucleotide messenger RNA. RefSeq names its product coiled-coil domain-containing protein 73-like. Bases 96 to 3440 code for a protein of 1114 amino acids. NCBI's taxonomy places the organism in Eukaryota, Metazoa, Chordata, Actinopteri, Gobiiformes, Gobiidae. The record is from RefSeq and is a predicted model, not a curated record. The transcript is spliced from 20 exons.
CCAGUGUAGCCACUAGGGUGCUGUCUUGCUAAAGAAGAGAUCCCAACGCAACCGAAGCGAGCGGAAAUCACUUCCCCUGAUGCCCUGGUCAACCAAUGGAUGUGUGUAAAGAGUUAACCCAUCUCUCCAGUAGCAUCACAGCUGCAGGACCUGAAUGUGGACAGGGGCUGUCAUUACCCGAUCUUUAUAUGUCUGAUGGAAAUGUCUUCCUGCAGUUGCUUGAAUUUAAAGCACACCUGCUUGAGGUAGUAGAGGAGCUGCACAUUCGAAGGGAUGCAGACAAACGCUUUGAGGAACAGAUUACUAAGCUUGUUCUGGAGAAGCAGGAGCUGGAAUGGGAGAAGGAAUCUUUACAACAUCAAAUGGGAUCAGAGAAAAAUCAGUAUGCAGAGUCGCUCUCCAAGGCCAACAAACAAAGCAGAUACCAGCUAAGUGCAGAGCAGAAAGAAAAAAACAUUCACAACUUGAAGGAAGAGCUGAAGUCUCUGCAGUUAACAAAGUACAACUUGGAAAAGAAAUCAAGUGAGCUGGAACAAAAACUUGCCUUGCAGAGUCGAUCAAAAGAUAGCCGCCUAAACCAACUUUCAGAGGUGGAGAAAAGAUUUAGUGCUCUGGCCAGACAGUGUUCUAUGGUCAAACAGGCUCAUGAUAAACUUGAACAGAAUGUUGAUGAAGCAGUGAAGCUUAAUAAAAAGCUCACUUCUACCAAUGAAAAACAAGAAGUCAACAUUGCAUCACUUAACAAGGAAGUAGAAGAGCUUAGAAAUAAGUUGGUCAAGACCAAGAUGGCCUUUGUGAAUCCUGACAAAAGAAAAGAUAACCUUUCAAUAAAAGUGCAAACAUUAAAUCAUCUGCAUCAAAAGCUGAACAUGGAAUGUGAAAUGAACAGGAAAUUUAAAGAUGAAAACAAAGCUCUACAAGCUGAAAAACAAGAGGUGUUGACAUCUUUGCAGCUUGCUCAUCAGCUAUUGUCAAAACAGACACAGACACUAAGUCAACUUGAACUGGAUUUAGAGACUCAAAGAAAGCAGUACCAGAGCCUUAAGCAAGACCACAAGGCAAUGCAAGUGAAAGAGAAAACAGUGGAAGAGAAGAUAAAACAACUAAUGGAGGAGUACAGUGUUUCCAAAAGCAACUGGGACAAAGAGAAAGCUGGAUUUUUAAAUCAGAUAAAUAAUGAGCAACAAGAACUUAUGACAGUCAAAGAGGCCUACGAGGAGCUCCACCAGAAUCGCAUGGAGCUCUCAUCAAAGGCUAAAGAACAGGCACAACAAAUUCAUGAACUGAAGGUAAAAGUGAAGGAACUGGACCUCACUGUUAUCCCGUCGAAAUCCACUAAAGAGGGAGGCAGCAGUGAGAGUUCAUCAAGGAUUGAAUUGUCCAGCAGUGUGCACACCUUGACUUUGGCCAAAGAUUCAGAUGAACCAAAAGACAAAUGGGUCUCCAUAAUUAGAGGAGGACAAGCUGUGUUCAACAAGGGAUACAUGAGUGAAACAGUCCUUGAAUCAAAAAUAUAUUCUACUAACAACAACAACAACAGUCCAUCUGCAGCUAUCCUCAGUGAAGACAUGACUGAACAUACAAAUAACUGUACCAUGAAUGAGGUCCCAGCUCAUGUGGUAGUGAGUAGUGUAUUCAGAAGUGGUACAGCUCAAACGAACUCCUCAGCAAUAUUAAGCAAUGGAUUCAACUCUGCAAACACAAGUCUAAAGCUCAUCACAGAAAGUUUGUUCCAAGGAGACGAUGGUGCUAUUAACAAAGCCGACAUUGUAGCUAUGGAAGAAAAAAAUGGACAUGAAGACACCAAAGAAAAGAAAGCAGAAGAGUCAGAAAAUUCACUCAAAGAACAAGCUCAAAUGACUGACCUGAACGAAGCAUCAGUUACUGUUGAGGAUGCCAUGGUCGUAACAUUAAAUCUUAUUGCAGAAAGUGUUGAUGAAGAUCAUGCAAGAGGUGAGACAUUUGGUGUAGUAGAGUCAGAGCAGCAGUCACAGAUGACUGAGGAGGAAAAUCAGCUACAUGUGAGUAAAGAUACAAGGAAUAAUACACAAGUUAGUCCCAAUAAACCAAAAAGUGCUUUACAAGGCACAGUGAAUGAAAAAGUCGACCAGGCUCUGCCUAUUCAAGAGACAACAAGACAGGAAGUGUUGCCCGGGGACUUAAUGGAGAGCCAAGUUUGUGAGCCCAUAAAUGAUGUACAAAACGCUAGCCCUCUUGUAGAGUCACCUCCGCUUUCAGUUUGUCAUGAUUUAGAAGAAAACGCAGGAAUUGUGUCCGAGGAAUCCACAACCGCUGAACUUCCCCAAACUCUUAAUAAGUCAAGUUCAUGUCAGUCCCAAAGUGAUGCUGCUCAGCUGGCCAGUGUCAGUGAUCAGGAGACUAUUAAAAUGCAGACACAAACGGUUAGCCCUCCUGACACACCAGGUCACACGGAGGACACAGUUGAUAAAAGUGCUAAAGAAUGCUCUCCAGUAAGUGAAAUGGUCAAACAUGUAAUACAUUUUGUAAGUCAGAAGGAAAUUUUUGAGGAAAAGAAUAACUUGACUGAUUCAGUGAGCAAUAAUCUGACUAAUGAUUGUGAGAAAAAGGGUGAGAACGAGCAAGUGGAUAUUAUGGACAAAUCUACUGUCAAGUGUAAACAGUCUGAUGUUGAUCAAAUGAAUACUGACAUUGUUAUAUCUUGGGAUGAAUUCGGAAGUUCUCAGAAGCUGUCAAAAAUCACUACCAAAGCUACAAUGCACUGGCCAAGAGAAAGUGAUUUAAAAAGUGACUCACCCAUAUCACAAUUUAGCAGUGUGUCUGAAUUCCAGAAGAAUCCCUUAACAAAAGAAGCAAAAAUGAUUGAAUUUGCUGGACCCUUCAAGACCACAUACAAACCACUGUUUCAAUGGGGCUCUGCACAGAGAAGAGCACCGACAUUUAAUGCCAAGUCUGACAUGUUACCUCACAGCGCUCUUUAUAAUACAUCCCAAAUGUCAAAUACUAGUGGCUACAAUGGUAAUUCUUCGAACACAGUUUCUUUGUUCCAUAGAAGCAAACACAACAAAGCCCCCCUGACCAUUACGAGGGCGACAGGCCUGUUGACGGCUUCCAGUGUCUGUGGGACGUCUGCUUCCUCCAGGAGACCCCAGCAGACCGAGUGGAGGACUCUCGCAGAAGCCCACAGAGACACAGCAGAAGGGCAAAUGGAUGGCAGAUUUUCACUGUCUGAAGCCUCCUCAUUGGUCUGUACCUCCUCGGGCACAGUCAGCAGGACACAGACACAGAUCAGAACACUCUCCCCUGAUGCCAGUAGAAGUCCAGAGUCUGAGUUGGGCCUCAGCUGCUCCCAGGGUACAGAGGAGCAGCAGUCCUCGUUCAGGGUGCAGAUCUCCAAAAUCGAACAGUUCCUAAACACAGAAAGGCUGCGACUCCCAAAGAGAAGGAAGACUGAAAACUAA